Molecule: messenger RNA, 216 nt
Organism: Ilex paraguariensis (yerba mate)
Lineage: Eukaryota; Viridiplantae; Streptophyta; Magnoliopsida; Aquifoliales; Aquifoliaceae
Source: the annotation of a GenBank genome assembly
AUGACUCAACACCUUAGGAUACCAACCAGCAGUCAAGCAGCUGUUAUGAAUGAUCUGAUCGGUAGUCAAGGAGAUGGAAGAAGAAGAAGAGAAACUGGAAGAAUGGGUGGUGAUGGUGGACAGUGUGUCGAAGGGUAUUUGGUGGAAGACAUGAAAGAAGUGGGUGCUGGUAUAAGGACUGGACUUGGGGUACCUCGAAGGGCACAAGAUGAAUAG